AAUGCAAAAACACAGAAUUACAAAAAUAUUUAUUUUAAAGGAAGAAGCCCAACUUCGUUUGGAAGAUAAAAUAAAGUUUAGAAGAAAACAACGUUUGUUAAAGUUGCGCAAUAAAACAACAAAACCUUUAAAUUUAAAUAUUCUUCAGAAUCCAUUUCAAUUAAUUUUAUUAAUUUCCAUAAUUAUUUAUUUUUUAAUUCUUUUAUUUUCUUUAUUUUAUGAUUUUGAAAAAGAAAAUGGAAUAAUUACUGAAUUUAAUAUGUAA
Meloidogyne enterolobii is the source of this 265-nucleotide messenger RNA. Lineage: Eukaryota; Metazoa; Nematoda; Chromadorea; Rhabditida; Meloidogynidae. The record is from the annotation of a GenBank genome assembly.